AUGGCCAGCCAGAUGCUCUCCUCUGAGAUCGAGAGUAUCCAGAUUGAACUUCCAUCGGACGAUGUCCUGAGAGAUAUUGGCAUGAUGAGCGCCCACAGUGAUACUAACAGUCCCUUUCAAAAGCGAAGUGUCUCUGGCAAAAUGAAUGAUUCUCAUGUGGGAGACGAGGAACAAGGAAUCCUCUUUCAGCCCGACUUUGAGUUCGACGAGGACGGGAAUAUCGUGGAGCUUAGCCCAUCGCGACUGUCACCGCGAAGGAGCAGGUCUGUCUUUGAACUGGAGGAGAAUGACCGUGAAGAAGCGGGACUGUUGGUACUCACAUCGUUGCAGUCUGAGAACAAGAUCGAGGGAAUUGCAAAAGAUGGUGAUAGGAUGGAGCUCGACAAUCAGAACCCCAUUGACAACGACGAACAACCUGAGGUCCGAGAGACGCGAGUCCGACAGGCUAGAAGGGAAACCAAGUCCAUCAUUGCUGACAGCAACACGACCAUCCGCAACGCAGAUCUGGCGCAGUGGAACGAGGAAUAUGGCUCCAACAUGGCUCAGGCGCGGAAACAGAAGCAGCUCAACAAGAUCCCAACACUGGCCAAGAAAAACGCCGCGUUCUGGGUAUUCGGCAAGGGCAUCGGCUCAGUUGGGAUGGGAUUGGGCGUUGACCAUGAAACUCACCCGCUGAAGUGUUACUCGGGCGAUGAACUGUACGACGUCGUGUGUGUGGUCUUCCGGCAGAACGGAAGAAAGCGCGCCCAUAGCCCUGACGGGGACCAGUCAGGUUCUACGCCUCAUCGAAUGCGUGUCCAUGAUGACAGCGCCCCUGCCACGGAGCAAUUGAUGCUGGAUGUGGAAAUGGGACGUGAGGGACCGGGGAGCCUCUAUGACGACCAUUCCUCGCAGAUGCCAUGGAACAUAACGGCUUCCGUGCAGAGCUCCCAGCGCGGUGGAGGACUGGGUAGCGAGCUGUCCUCGCGAGGAUAUGGCGAAGGCCGAACAUCGCGACCUCGGAGUCGUCUCACGAGUGCAAGCCCGCUCGCCGGACGGAGCUAUUUCGACGGGCGCGAACGCCUGAGGAGCAUGUCGCUCCCGGGUUACGACCUAGAUGACCUAGAGAUCACACAGUAUCUCGAAAGCGAGCUUGCAGCCGACCGCGAGAGUCUCAGCAUGAUCUCAACGCGGCGCCAGUCCGAGGUUCAGCGCGUCACAUCCACUCUCGACCGGGAGAGUCUAAACUUCCUCGAUUUCAUCAAGACCAGUGCGGAAUCUCAAGUCGGACCAAGUUGGAGAGGAAGUGGUGAGAAACCAAGCCAGGUCGCAUUCUCGACCAUCCUACCUCCCGUGAAGACCUCGCGUGCCGUGGCCACGCAUGGAUUGAUGAACGUGCUCACGCUCGCCACGAAGGGCGUUCUGGCUCUCUAUCAAGAUCCAUACGAGGAUGAGAGUAGUGCCAGAUUCGGGACGCGCUACCGGUACGGUGAGAUUCAUCUGCGGCUGGCCGGUUUGUGA
Molecule: messenger RNA, 1500 nt
Organism: Penicillium riverlandense
Lineage: Eukaryota; Fungi; Ascomycota; Eurotiomycetes; Eurotiales; Aspergillaceae
Product: Rad21/Rec8 N terminal domain protein
Exons: 2
Coding region: 1-1500 (499 amino acids)
Source: RefSeq, a predicted model, not a curated record